Molecule: messenger RNA, 5527 nt
Organism: Oncorhynchus gorbuscha (pink salmon)
Lineage: Eukaryota; Metazoa; Chordata; Actinopteri; Salmoniformes; Salmonidae
Gene: tns3.2
Product: tensin-3
Exons: 28
Coding region: 146-4003 (1285 amino acids)
Biological process (GO): dephosphorylation
Molecular function (GO): phosphatase activity; protein binding
Source: RefSeq, a predicted model, not a curated record
AGUAGACAUAUAAAAGUGCAGUAGAUAUUCUUUGGGGAUUUCACAGUUGAUAGGAGCCCACUAUUAGGUGCUUUAUUAGCAUGGGAAACAUAUGAAAUAAACAAUCACAAACCACUCUCCCUCUCAUCAGUCUAAUAUCCCAGUCAUGGAGGAGGGAUACAGAAUUGACCUGGACUACAUCACGGAGCGCAUCAUCACCGUAUCCUUCCCCCAGGCAUGCCCAGACCAGACCUACCUCCAGAACCUGCAUGACAUCACACAAAUGCUCAAAUCCAAACAUGGCCACAACUACAUGGUGAUCAACCUCUCAGAGAAGAAUGAUAGCCUGACCCAGAUGAACCCCAAGGUGUUGGACACGGGCUGGAUAGACCUACUGGCCCCGUCCAUGGAACAGAUGUAUGGUGUGUGUAAGAUCAUGGAUAACUGGCUCCACUCACACACACAGCAUGUUCUGGUCAUGCACUGUCAGGGUGGUCAAGGCAGAGUCGGGGUGAUGGUGGCCUCCUACAUCCACUUCAGCAGCAUAUCAGCCAGUGCAGACCUGGGUCUAGACCACUUUGCCAUGAGAAGGUUCUACAACAACAGAGUAUCUUCCCUGAUGAAUCCCUCGCAGAAACGGUAUGUGUGGAUGUUCAGCAGUCUGCUGAGGGGAGUUAUGAACAUGGAUCCCUCUCCUCUCUUCCUCCUUUGUGUGGUUCUUCACGGCGUGCCCAACAUCAAUUCUGAGGGAGGAUGUCGUCUGUUCCUGAGAGUGUACCAGAGCCUGCAGCUCGUCUGUACUUCAGCAGUCUAUCACGUGCGAGCAGUCCAGACAGACAAGGUUUACUUUGUACUGCAACCAGCUCAACUGCUGAAGGGAGACAUAAUGGUGGUGUGUUAUAAUAAAAACCACCAGACAGCCAGCCGAGAGGUCAUCUUCAGGCUCCAGUUUCACACUGGCAUUAUCCACGGUCGCCCCCUGCUUUUCCCCAAGGAAGACCUUGACACAGCUUAUAUAGAUCCCAGGUUUCCAGACGAUGGGAAAGUUGAGUUGGUGUUCUCUGAAAGUCCUGAGAAGAUGCCAGAAAGGGGCAGUAUUCAGCACACUGCAGAGACUGGCAGUGGUCACUGGCAAAACGGACCCUCUGUCAUCGUGGACUACGAUUCCUGGGACCCCCUGGUUCGACGGGACUCCUAUGAGUACAUCUCUCCAGAAGGACUAGCUCUUCCUCGUAGCCCGGGCCCUGUUGAUGGCAACCUAUCCGCCAGAGUAAGGAAGGGAAGUAGUGACGAAGGAGCUCCAUUUCACCUGGCAACCAGCUGCCCUAUCCCCAGUGACCUUAAACUGUCAGCCAGCAAAGACUCAGGCCUCUCUAUCGCCUCCCAGAGGACCGGAGGUAUUACUGCAGUGAGCCCCAAGAGAGGGCCCAGUCAGGACGAACUUACCCAGCUCAGGCGGCUUCUAUCUGGGGUCGGCCUGGAACCUCAUCUGGAGGACAUAACUGACCUCCCAGCCUCCUGUAACGCAGCGAGGGAGAUGGAGGGGGAUGAAGCUGGGUUAGGGCAGCCUGUGAAGGCCUCUCUUAGCGAGAGGGAGUCAGACAUCCUUUAUGAUGACGAGGUUAGCCCCGAGGCUAGCAUUGGCUCGUUCUCCUCUGAGAGCAUACCUGAAGCCCAGGGAUUGGUCCAGAGUGGAAGUGGAUACUUCACCCCCUCCACCCAAUCAUGGGUGCAGCAGCAGCAGAUAGUCGUCAGGGGGCAGGACAGCCCUGUGGAUACACUUUCUCUGAUUGGUCCAAACACCUUGUCACUUCCAGACAUGCCCAAUGGGGGGAGCAGCAGCAGAGAGUCAGUGAAGAGAGGAGUGGAGGGAGGGGUGGGGUCGCCUGUACAGACAGACAGUCACACACACGCCUCACACACCACCCAUACACCGUUGCCCUCAGGGGAACCUUGCGGGCAGGAGGAGCUUGCCUCGUUAGCCACAGACAUUGAUGAGUCCAUCGAGCAGCUUAACCAGCUGAUCCUAGAUCUGGACCCCACCUUCAUACCUGUUCCCACCCGACACACCCCCCUCCCCCUUGUUCUCUCCACCUCCCUCUACACCAAUGGUAACAACCAUACGACAACACAUGCCAACGCCAGCCAAUCAGGCUGGAAGCACAGACAGGACAGUGAUGUCACUGAUUACCCAGGAUUCUACAGUCCUGGUUGGGGCGGAGCCCAGACAUUCCAGAACUCUCCGAUCAACAGGCCCAACCUAUCUCCCUCCCAGUGUGGUCGUCUCUCCAGGGUGGACAGUGUGGACUAUGAAGGACAGACUCCAGUAACGGACAGCUGUGACAUAGUCCCGUCCACACCAGCAUUUCCUAUCUCUCCUCCAACGCCCUAUGUGAAAAGUUUCCCAGUAUUCUCUUACUUGAGGCAUGGAGAAGGACAUUGGGAGAAGAGCGGAAUAUCACAAGAUUCCCAGAGUUUCCUGGACAGUAGUAUGAACCAGACUCCAGUGUUGUCGGAAGGACAGCAGUUCCGCUCUGAAAUGUCUGUUACUACCGCCUCCUGUCAGAGAAUGGGAUCCAUGCGCUCUGUAUCGUCAGGCAGCUCAUUCCCACACACAGACAGCCAAACUCCACCUCCAGUGUGGCUGGACAGGACUCCUACGUCCCUGUCUUCCCCGUCCCCUUCCCCCUCUCUGUCACCCCUCAGCCUCCCAAAUGCCCACAGCUCUCCCUGGGAGGCCCCGAGGGGCCUGGACGGGUCUGUGGACCUGAGCAAGGGGUACCAGAGCCAGGGGGAUUUAGCCUCUCUGCUGCUGGGGAAUGGAGGUCUGGGACUGGAGCACAGCCUGUUGAAGGCAGUGGAGGGGCUGGGGGGCCUUGAUUUAGGCCUGAACCUGGGUCUGGACCUGGGGCUUGGAGAGGGCAGACUGGGGGGACUACCACCCCUGCUGCCUGAGAAGAGGGUACCGGGGAUAGGCUUGGGUGGGUCGACGUCCCCCUCGUUCAGUGGGUUCUCCAGCCCACACAGUGGUAGUAGUCUCAGCAUCCCCUUCCCCUCAGCUAUGACCCCUGACCCUCUCAUGACCUCUGACCAUCUCAAAGGACUCAGCGCUGGUGGUGUAGCCCCCUCGCCUGGAUCAGACCUGUUUGCCAGUAAGCAGCACACUGUGAAGUUUGUUCAAGACACAUCCAAGUUCUGGUACAAGCCUGACAUCUCCAGAGAUCAAGCUAUCACUAUGCUGAAGGACAGAGAACCUGGAUCUUUUGUCGUCAGAGACAGUCACUCGUUCCGCGGAGCCUACGGAUUGGCUAUGAAGGUGGCCACACCCCCUCCCUCUGUCCUGACACAGAAUAAGAAAGUGGGAGGAGACCUGUCUAAUGAGCUGGUGAGGCACUUCCUGAUUGAGUGCACUCAGAAAGGGGUACGGCUUAAGGGCUGUCCCAACGAACCCUACUUUGGAAGUCUGACUGCAUUGGUCUGUCAACAUUCUAUCACCCCCUUGGCCCUGCCCUGCAAACUCAUCAUCCCCGACAGAGAUCCUCUGGAAGAGACUAGUGAGCCAUCAACACAGUCAGCCACCAACUCUGCUGCUGAGCUACUCAAACAGGGAGCAGCCUGUAAUGUGUGGUUCCUGGGCUCAGUAGAGCUGGAGUCUCUAACAGGGUACCAGGCUGUGCAGAAGGCAGCCAGCCUGAUUCUGGCCAUGGACCCUCCUUCUACCUCCACUGUGGUCCACUUCAAAGUCUCAGCCCAGGGCAUCACCCUCACCGACAACCAGAGGAAGCUGUUCUUCAGGAGACACUACACUGUCAAUACAGUCAUAUUCUGUGCUCUUGACCCACAGGAACGCAAGUGGACAAGAGAUGGCUGUUCCUCUGCUAAGAUCUUUGGUUUUGUGGCGAGGAAGUCGAUGAAUGGGACGGAGAACGUGUGUCACCUGUUUGCUGAACACGACCCCGAACAACCCGCCAGCGCCAUCGUAAACUUUGUCUCCAAGGUGAUGAUUGGCUCACCGAAGAAAUAACACAUGCAUAAAUACACACACACACACACACACACACACACACACACACACACACACACACACACACACACACACACACACACACACACACACACACACACACACACACACACACACACACACACACACACACACACACACACACACACACACACACACACACACACAUACAUUGUUUGUCCUGCUGGUACAUACAGCACUCGAAUGCUGAUGUGGAAGAGAAGGGACUAAUGUGUUGCAUUAUGGGAUACUACCUGCAGAAGACAGUAGCAACAACUUUACGCUACACACCAGGGGCCUCAUUUAUUGACAUUGCAUAUACACAAAAUUUGCCCCAAAAUCUGCAUGCACCAGUUUUCAACAAAAGUUAUCAUUUAUAAAAACUUGAUGUGAGAAUGUGAUCACCUCCCCGCAAACUUUAGAACAUGCACAUCUGCUAGUGGUUGAAAUAUUGUAUUACAAGCUGGAAAGUAAGGAGUUUGUAACGGUCUGUUGACAGGUUCACAGCAAUUUGCUAGUGUUUUCUCUUUCAGAAACGGACUGACAGUCCUUUUCCAGAUACACCAUAAAUUACAGCAAAAGAUUAAAACAUCAUGCCAACACAGCAAAUAGACUGGUAGUUUAUGUAAAUGGGUAUAUGGGUUUAGGUUACUGUAUUGCUGUGCGACAGGAGCGCGACAUCAUUGCGUAUUUAAUCUCAGAGCCUAUACCAAGGCAGGACAUAGAAACACAAUAAUCUAUUGAUAAACUAAAUAUUGAGCAACAAUUAUUGUUUUGCAUUCUGUGGCCUAAUGCCAAUCGUUCCAAAUUAUACCUUAACUAAUGGGUGUUAUGGUCACCCUAAAGGGUGGAUGGAGGGCGUUUUUCAGGCAGUUUUAAUACUCGUUCACACACAGUUGUAAAACUGUGCCUGCGCCAAAUUGAUAAAUGUCAAUAUUUCUGUACAUGUAUUUCCAAUACUUUUCAGAAAUGGGUCACGCAGACAUCUAGUGUGAAUGUAUGCAAUGGUUAUACAUGAGGCCCCAGAGGUGUACUGUAGGGUGAUGUUGCCCCCUAGACACUGAUCUUGGGUCAGUUUAGCAUUUCCCCCACUAAUGGUUAGGAUUGGGGGAAGGGAAAUCUGAUCUGAUCCUUUAUCUGUUACUAGGAUAAGCUUUACCCUGAAGCACAUUGAGGACUUUAAAAAUUACUUUAUUAAUAUGACUUUUUGUUAUCAGAGGAGGCUGAUGGGCAGAGAUCAUUGUAAUGGCUGGAAUUGACAGGUAAUCAAACACAUGGUUUCAUUACAAUGAGCCCGUCCUCCUUUAUCUCCGCCCAACAGCCACCACUGCUGUUUGUGUAUAUAUAGUCAGGAUGUCAUUGUAAAGGGAGGUAAUCUUUCAUAUAUGACAUGUAUUUUUAAUUCAGACAUGUUUUUAACAAAUGUAUUUGCUGAAAUGUAAUCUAUAUGAUAUUGUCCCUCAAAUCACACAGCAUUACUAGUCUGUCGCUACCCGCCAUGCAGAGUAAAAGGCUCUCAACAAA